AGUCGCGGCGGAGCGCGGCGUUGGCGGCGGAUGGAGGGCGCGAGCGGGCGGCCGCGGAGGCUGCACCCGGCGGGGCGCUGAUGCGGCGCCUGGACCUUCGCUGCGCGACUUCGGGGGCGUCGGCCGAGUUGGGACUCCGCGAUGCAGCUCCUGAAGGCGCUCUGGGCACUGGCAGGGGCCGCGCUCUGCUGCUUCCUCGUCCUAGUGAUCCACGCGCAGUUCCUCAAAGAAGGUCAGCUGGCCGCCGGCACCUGUGAGAUUGUGACCUUGGACCGGGACAGCAGCCAGCCUCGGAGGACGAUCGCCCGGCAGACCGCCCGCUGUGCGUGUAGAAAGGGGCAGAUCGCCGGCACCACGAGAGCCCGGCCCGCCUGUGUGGACGCAAGAAUCAUCAAGACCAAGCAGUGGUGUGACAUGCUUCCGUGUCUGGAGGGGGAAGGCUGCGACUUGUUAAUCAACCGGUCAGGCUGGACGUGCACGCAGCCCGGCGGGAGGAUAAAGACCACCACGGUCUCCUGACAAACACAGCCCCUGAGGGGCCCCGGGAGUGGCCUUGGCUCCCUGGAGAGCCCACGUCUCAGCCACAGUUCUCCACUCGCCUCGGACUUCACCCGUUCUCUGCCGCCCGCCCACUCCGUUUCCCUGUGGUCCGUGAAGGACGGCCUCAGGCCUUGGCAUCCUGAGCUUCGGUCUGUCCAGCCGACCCGAGGAGGCCGGACUCAGACACAUAGGCGGGGGGCGGCACCUGGCAUCAGCAAUACGCAGUCUGUGGGAGCCCGGCCGCGCCCAGCCCCCGCCGACCGUGGCGUUGGCCCUGCUGUCCUCAGAGGAGGAGGAGGAGGAGGCAGCUCCGGCAGCCACAGAAGGCUGCAGCCCAGCCCGCCUGAGACACGACGCCUGCCCCAGGGGACUGUCAGGCACAGAAGCGGCCUCCUCCCGUGCCCCAGACUGUCCGAAUUGCUUUUAUUUUCUUAUACUUUCAGUAUACUCCAUAGACCAAAGAGCAAAAUCUAUCUGAACCUGGACGCACCCUCACUGUCAGGGUCCCUGGGGUCGCUUGUGCGGGCGGGAGGGCAAUGGUGGCAGAGACAUGCUGGUGGCCCCGGCGGAGCGGAGAGGGCGGCCGUGGUGGAGGCCUCCACCCCAGGAGCACCCCGCGCACCCUCGGAGGACGGGCUUCGGCUGCGCGGAGGCCGUGGCACACCUGCGGGAGGCAGCGACGGCCCCCACGCAGACGCCGGGAACGCAGGCCGCUUUAUUCCUCUGUACUUAGAUCAACUUGACCGUACUAAAAUCCCUUUCUGUUUUAACCAGUUAAACAUGCCUCUUCUACAGCUCCAUUUUUGAUAGUUGGAUAAUCCAGUAUCUGCCAAGAGCAUGUUGGGUCUCCCGUGACUGCUGCCUCAUCGAUACCCCAUUUAGCUCCAGAAAGCAAAGAAAACUCGAGUAACACUUGUUUGAAAGAGAUCAUUAAAUGUAUUUUGCAAAGCCUAAAGUUAUAUAUUUAACAGUUUUUAUAUGUUGUAUAUUUGUAGAAAAUCCUAUUUAACAAUUAACGUGGCAGUCCCGGCCGUCCUGAGAGUCGGGCCGAGCCCCGUGUGUUUCUGAAGACUCUGGGGGUGGGACACGGCGGGGAGGUGGUGCCCCGCGGACCCCGGGGUGCCAGGCACGGAAGGCGGGACUCUGGGAGAAGCGUGCGGAGGACCGUGGCGUCGGCGUCCCGGAUGUGUCGGUCGUGCCCGGGGAGGCCGGGUUCCCCUCGCUGCGGGCCAGGCUUGGCUCCUGAUUCCCUCUCUGGUCCCUGUAUUGGUCAACACUUGAGCGUACAAUAUCUUGAACAUGCUUCUUCCAAUGGGUUUUGUUUCCCAUUUCCUGCCCCUUUCGCCACUCACGGACCUUGAGGCCAGUUGACGGCCCUUCUCCCCACGCCUGUGUCCCCGCGUUCUGAGAAGUCCUCUGUCUUCGUGUCACUAGGUCCAGAAAGUCGCGCCGGGCAGAGGCGCAGGCGGGGCCGGCAGGGCCGAGGAAUAAGCGACAAUUCUGGUUUUUCUCCCCUGGCCGUCGUUCGCCAGCCUCCUUCAUUUUCCUGAGUUCCCGCUGAAGUAUAUACUACCUAUGAGUCCAAUUAACAUGAGUAUUAUGCUAGUUCUAUCCUACUAAAAAAAACGUAAAAAAAUAACUAUAUAGAAGCUGUUCCAGCAACCAUAGACUGAAGAUACGAAAGAAAAUCCAUUUAUUUAAGACCUGUUCCGGUAUCCAUGAGGACAUAAUUUACCUUUCAGUCACCACAAAUUUAUAGGCAUUUGUAUCCUGGACUAAAAGAAGGGGCUGAGGUUGGGUUUGUCAUCACAGAGGGGGUGGGCCUGGAAAGGGUCCUUCCCAAGCUGCCCCGGCUCCGGCGGCCCGGGCCGGCAGCCUCUGCCAGCCAGCGUCCUCACGGCCUCCCCCUCGCCUGUUUCUUUUGAAAGCAAGUGUAGACACCUUCGAGGGCAGAGAUCGGGAGAUUUAAGAUGUUACAGCAUAUUUUUUUUUCUUGUUUUACAGUAUUCAAUUUUGUGUUGAUUCAGCUAAAUUAUGAAAAAUAAAGAAAAACUCCUUUGAUAA
Molecule: messenger RNA, 2604 nt
Organism: Homo sapiens (human)
Lineage: Eukaryota; Metazoa; Chordata; Mammalia; Primates; Hominidae
Gene: TAFA5
Product: TAFA chemokine like family member 5
Exons: 4
Coding region: 142-519 (125 amino acids)
Cellular component (GO): extracellular region; cytoplasm
Source: RefSeq, marked validated